Molecule: messenger RNA, 972 nt
Organism: Coffea arabica (coffee)
Lineage: Eukaryota; Viridiplantae; Streptophyta; Magnoliopsida; Gentianales; Rubiaceae
Product: 2-methylene-furan-3-one reductase-like
Molecular function (GO): zinc ion binding; oxidoreductase activity, acting on the CH-CH group of donors, NAD or NADP as acceptor
Source: RefSeq, a predicted model, not a curated record
AUGGCAACUAGUACUCCAGUUAACAUCCCCUCUAAAAUGAAGGCCUGGGUCUAUGGCCAACAUGGGAAACCCGAGGAUGUCCUUAAGUUGGAAUCUGAGGUUGAUGUUCCUGACGUAAAUGACGACCAGGUUUUGAUCAAAGUACUUGCUGCGUCCCUGAAUCCAAUAGACUUCAAACGCAUGGGUGGAUCAUUCAAGGCCACUGAUUCUCCUCUACCGACUGUUGCGGGAUAUGAUGUUGCGGCCGUGGUAGUUAGAGUUGGAAGCAAAGUGAAGGAAUUCAAGGUUGGGGAUGAAGUAUACGGGGACAUUCACGAGCAAGCCCACCACCCAAAGGAUUGUGGGUCACUGGCGGAGUACACUGCAGUGGAUGAGAAGGUACUAGCUCUGAAGCCCAAGAAUUUGAGUUUUGCCGAGGCAGCUAGUCUUCCUCUUGCAGUUCAAACAGCAUAUGGGGGCCUUGAAAGCGCUGGGCUUUCAGCUGGUAAAUCACUUCUUGUUCUUGGUGGUGCUGGUGGAGUUGGAUCUUUCAUCAUUCAGCUGGCAAAGCAUGUGUUUGGUGCAUCCAGAGUGGCAGCAACUUCCAGCGCUGGGAAACUGGAGUUACUUAAAACCGUAGGAGCUGAUUUGGCAAUCGACUACAAGAACAACAAGUAUGAAGAUUUGGAAGAGAAAUUUGAUGUGGUAUUUGAUACCGUUGGUGAGAGUAGUAGGGGUAUCAAGGCAGUAAAAGAAUGCGGAAGGGUGGAGACAAUCUGGCCGGCCGGGCCAGUGGUUCCCCCUACUUUCGUGUUUGUGGUCACUUCGACUGGCUCUGUCUUGAGCAAACUCAAUCCUUACUUAGAGGAGGGGAAGCUGAAGCCGGUGAUUGACCCUAAAGGGCCAUUCCCAUUCUCUAACGCCAUUGAAGCAUUUUCCCAUCUUCAAAGUGGCAGAGCUACCGGCAAGGUGGCCAUAUAUCCAAUUCCCUGA